GCAGUGGUUCGUCUUCGUCGCUAUCAGGGAGCAAACCCAAAACCCCAAAACGCUCCAAACCCUUCUUCUCUCCUAUCCAAUCCAAUGCUCUAACCGUUGCGUUUUCAAUUGAAUCUUGAAAAUUUAAUCUUUGAAUCAAGAAUGCCUCGAGCUUCGAAGAGGAAGUCGGACCCCGUACGAUCAUCCGAACCUGCCCCAAAGAGAGCUACAGCAAAGGAAGUGGAACGAAUAGACAACUUCUUUGCAUCAUAUGCUAAUACUUCAAUAGGCAUGAUUGAUCCAGAAGGAGUUGAGAAGCUUUGCUCGGAUCUACGUGUUGAGCAUACUGAUGUCAGAAUCUUGAUGCUUGCUUGGAAAAUGAAUGCUAAAAAGCAGGGUUACUUUACACAGGAUGAGUGGCGAACGGGCCUAAAAUCUCUUCAUGCUGACACUCUUAAAAAGCUAAAGAAAGAGCUCCCCGAGUUGGAGAAAGAGGUGGCGAAGCAAAAUAAUUUUGAGGAUUUCUAUUGCUAUUCAUUUCGUUACUGCCUAACUGAAGAUAAACAGAAGAGCUUGGAUAUUGAGAGCGUGUGCAUGUUACUCGAUCUUGUUCUUGGACGCCAGUUUCCUCUUCAGGUUGAUUCAUUUGUCGAGUACUUAAAGAUCCAGAAGGAAUACAAGGUGAUAAACAUGGACCAGUGGACAAACUUUUUCCGUUUUUGUCAAGAGAUAGAGUUUCCGGACCUUCAAAAUUAUGAUGCCUGUCAAGCAUGGCCUUUGAUUCUUGACAAUUUUGUAGACUGGUUGAGAGAAAAGUUGACAGCAGCCUGACGCUUGAUCUGUGACUACCCCCCCGUUGUAUGAUGUUGGUUAUACAGAGGAAUAUGUACAAUGAUUUGGCUUACAGAUGUCAUUUUUGCUGAGAAAUGAGAAUACCUUUUUGCUGCUCGCCUCUACUUUGUUGCGCCAAACGGUGCCUCUUUGAAUGUUUGUUCGUAGCAUGAGAUUUUGUUGUCUGAGUAGUAUAUCGUUGAAUGAAAGCAAUCUUGAUUUCAGAUAUAGAUGUUAUCGGUUUGUUCAAAUAUGUGGGGGUGGUUUCAUGAAAUAAGAUGCUCUAGAAAUGGCUUUCUUUAAUGAAACCGGUUCCUUUAACUCA
Molecule: messenger RNA, 1135 nt
Organism: Cynara cardunculus var. scolymus (artichoke)
Lineage: Eukaryota; Viridiplantae; Streptophyta; Magnoliopsida; Asterales; Asteraceae
Product: DCN1-like protein 4
Exons: 10
Coding region: 142-810 (222 amino acids)
Biological process (GO): protein neddylation; positive regulation of ubiquitin-protein transferase activity
Cellular component (GO): ubiquitin ligase complex
Molecular function (GO): ubiquitin-like protein binding; cullin family protein binding; ubiquitin conjugating enzyme binding
Source: RefSeq, a predicted model, not a curated record